AUGCCGGUGGUAGAAACAAGGUGUUUAUCCUCAUUAUAUACGUCGCUCCCAUCGAAGCGCUCCUGCCUAUCCCAUAGUAAUCUAGUGCCAACAUGGAAUCUUUCCCCAUACUUUAUGCAAACUAGUAGCUUCAAAUGGCGGGGCUACAUCGCCGCAAGUCUGGACUGCACCUCUUCCAUGUUGGACAAGCCACGUGGCUGGGCUUGUUUGCAAAGGCGCCCUUUUCCUCAUCGUUCCCUGAGUCUUGGUGGCAGUAAAGAAGCCAGAUCCGACCAGUCACAGAUACACUUUCAAGCUGUGGGCAAUUUACUCUUUCUUGGCAUUAACUCUCAGCCGAAUAUAUUGACUGUACAAUAG
Messenger RNA from Protopolystoma xenopodis, 357 nucleotides. The record is from the annotation of a GenBank genome assembly. NCBI's taxonomy places the organism in Eukaryota, Metazoa, Platyhelminthes, Monogenea, Polystomatidea, Polystomatidae.